Fukomys damarensis (Damara mole-rat) is the source of this 2817-nucleotide messenger RNA. It is a transcript of the gene F2rl1, whose product is annotated as F2R like trypsin receptor 1. The transcript is spliced from 3 exons. Gene Ontology annotation, molecular function: thrombin-activated receptor activity. The coding region runs from base 1 to 1485 and encodes 494 amino acids. NCBI's taxonomy places the organism in Eukaryota, Metazoa, Chordata, Mammalia, Rodentia, Bathyergidae. Gene Ontology annotation, cellular component: membrane. Gene Ontology annotation, biological process: phospholipase C-activating G protein-coupled receptor signaling pathway; positive regulation of Rho protein signal transduction; blood coagulation. The record is from RefSeq and is a predicted model, not a curated record.
AUGUUCUCGAUUGAAGAGACCUGGCUUUCAUACUCUAGACAUCUCAGCCCAAGUUCUGAAGAUGGGGUGCUGGUCCUGGAGAGGCCAGGGAAGCACGCAACCCUCUAUGUGAGCUGCACAGCUGGUCUCUCCUUCCUCAGAGGAACCAGCGAAAAUGAAGUCAUGGCCACACUGGCCACACCUGAAAUGGCAAACAUGGCUGACAUGGAGACCAGCACUUCCUCUGGCCAGGGAAGCUCCCCCCACUUCCUGUGUGGUGGAGAUGAGAGGAAGUUGCAGGGUCUGAGGAAACCAACACCUGGGGGAGGGGAGUUGGAGACCAAGCGAACAUGCCACAUUCCAUGUGAGGAGGGCCGGCUGAGUGAUGCGGGAGUCAACAGAACCUCCAGGGGCAGAAGUCUCAUCGGUAAGAUCCAGGACAACAACCUCCCCGUCACCAAAAAAGGAGUCACGGUGGCCCCAGGCUUUGUAGUGGAUGAGUUCUCCGUGUCCAUCCUCACGGGAAAGCUGACGACUGUCUUCCUCCCAGUGGUCUACACGAUCGUGUUUGUGAUCGGCUUGCCUAGCAAUGGCAUGGCGCUCUGGGUCUUUCUUUUCCGAACAAAGAAGAAGCACCCCGCCGUGAUUUACAUGGCCAACCUGGCCUUGGCGGACCUCCUCUCAGUUGUCUGGUUCCCCCUGAAGAUUGCCUAUCACAUUCACGGCAACGACUGGCUUUACGGGGACGCCCUCUGCAAAGUGCUCAUUGGCUUUUUCUAUGGCAACAUGUACUGCUCCGUUCUCUUCAUGACCUGCCUCAGUGUACAGCGGUACUGGGUCAUCGUGAACCCCAUAGUGCACCCCAGGAAGAAGGCAAACAUUGCCAUUGGGGUCUCUGUGGGAAUAUGGCUGCUGAUUCUGCUGGUCACCAUCCCCUUGUACGUCAUGAAGCAGACCAUUUACAUCCCAGCCCUUAACAUCACAACCUGUCACGACGUCCUGCCCGAGGAGGUGCUGGUGGGGGACAUGUUCAAUUACUUCCUCUCCCUGGCCAUUGGCAUCUUUCUGUUCCCGGCCCUCCUCACGGCGUCUUCUUAUGUGCUCAUGAUCCGAGCGCUCCGGUCUUCUGCCAUGGAUGAGCACUCGGAAAAGAAAAGGCACAGGGCCAUCAAGCUCAUCAUCACCGUCCUGGUAAUGUACCUCAUCUGCUUCACGCCUAGUAACCUUCUACUCGUGGUGCAUUAUUUCCUGAUUAAGACCCGGGGCCAGAGCCAUGUCUAUGCCCUGUACAUCACCGCCCUGUGCCUGUCCACCCUCAACAGCUGCAUCGACCCCUUCAUCUAUUACUUUGUCUCUCAAGACUUCAGGGACCACGCCAAGAACACUCUCCUCUGUCGCAGCGUCCGCACUGUGAAGCGGAUGCAGAUCUCCCACACCUCUACGAAAUUCUCCAGGAAGUCCAGCUCUUACUCUUCAAGUUCAACCAGUGUUAAAGCUUCCUCCUGAGCUUCCCUGCUCCACAGGUAGAAGCUCCACGUGGUGGCUCCCUGGGUGGGGCUGGUGUUUCCUACCAUGCUGCUUCUCCCAGGUCUGCUGGGGCUUCCCUGCCUGCAGGGGAAUAGUUCCCCAUGUUAACCCAGAUGGUAGCGUCAGACUCCGCUACUCAGAUGGAAAACUGACCUGACCAAAGCUGAUUUAUUUAGAGUGUGGUGAAAAGACAGAAACCUGUCGUGAAGAAACUACACGGCAUAAGGAUGCAGCUUCUAGUUGGAAGUGAUUUUUCUAAAUCUGCGGUCCAUCUGAGCCUUGUUUGGGCUUGAGGCCCCAGACAGCAUCAGGCCAAUCGACCAGCUUUCCAGAUGAGGAAGCGAACUUGGUGAAUGGGCUUCCGGAGGGAGUCGGAAUCCCAGCCUACUGCAGGGAGCUCUGGAAGGGAGCUUCGUGAGACAACAGAACCCAUAGCUUCAGUGAAUGACUCUAGAUUCACUGCAGUUGGUGAGGGUCGUGAUAAAUGCAGGCUCCUUGGGUGGGUAAGGAGAGCUCAGUCCACAGGAACCGGGUCCUCCACGAGGCAUGCGCUGUCCAUGAACGAGAAAGCCAGAGAAACUUUGGCCUGAGAUCUUUUCCACUUGACAGGUUGCCAUGAUGGUUUCUGAAAAGAAUAGCUAAGAAGAACGUUUUAUGUCUCUGUUUUGCUUGUAAUGAAAUUUGUUGUUGAUGUACUAGGACUCUCAGCUCUUUCUUUUUUUUUUGGUACCGGGUAUCAAACUUACGACCUUGCACUUGCAAGGCAGGUGUGGUGCCACUGAACUACAUCCCUGCCCCUCUCAGUUAUUUCUUUAUUAUUCCUUUGAGCUUUUGUAUGUGUUACUAUCCCAGAAGAAUUUGUGGAUCUUAAACAUGGAAAUCAACUUUGUUAUAAGAUCUUACUGACCGCAGUCUGAGUAAUAGACUUAGUUUUACAAUUAAGAGGAGUCUUUACCACUUAGUAUUUUAAAAAGUUAUUGUUGGGAUAUUUAUGAUCAAGUUUUGUUCACUUGUUAUCAAAUAGGAAAUUACAGUCUUCACAAGGUUAGAACCACAUUUGUUUGUGAAAAAGCGUGAAUGGAAAGGGCUUGCAACAUAUUUAAGAGGUACUUGACUCCAAAGUGACUAUGUACUGCUGUAUUUGUGACCUUUAAAAUUAUUUUAUUGUAUGAUUGGUUUAUAAAUAAUACAUUGCUUUUUUUUUUUUACAAUUUAUAUCUGAGCCGUGUGUUUUGUUUGAAGGAAGGAGUAGGGGAAGACAAGAAGUAACUGUGUUGCUCUUCUGAAAAAAACAAAUGUGAUUCUCAUACU